AUGAAAUAAUUAAAAUUAGGGAGAAACUUAAGCUAGCCUCAGUUGCUAUCUUAAAGUGAAUGCUUUUCUAUAACAGCAAAGACAAUGAAUCUUGAACAAUUUCAAAAUCCUCCACUUUUAGCAUCGCACCCAUAAUUUUAGUAGAAAUAUUUUUAAUAAGUACUUGAUAAAAAUAUAUUCAACUAGACUUUAAGAAAAAAUGAAAGUUUAGAGAAUAACAAGGACAGUAGCCUUUAAAGAGGCAUUGGGACUAGUCAAAAUGAAUAGGCUAUUAAAAAUUCCCAAGAUAGUAUUAUUAGAUAUCAAUAAAAAGGUAUUUCGUUUUCAGAUUAUAUUGAAGAUAAAUAUCAAAAAUUGAGUACUAAAUAAAUAAAAAUGAUUCCAGCGUCUUUUCUUAAAACUUUUAAUCUCAUAAAAGAAGAUUUUGUAGUCCAAUAAUAGGUCAUUAAAUCUCCUAAAAAGUAGAAGACUGAUCUUUAGCUAAUUAAUGUAUAGCAAAAUAUAUUUUAAAACAUGAAAAAUAAAUCGAUCCCUCAAAUCUAAAUGUUUGAUCCCUAAGAUGAUUAAGUUAUUUAGACAUUAAGUGAAUAGUUUGUCACUAGCAAGCAAAAUACCUUAAUAGACGUAAAUGGACAUUAGAAAAAAUAAAAAAGUAGAAUAGAACUAAAUAGAUAGGUCCUUUUGAUGAAAGAAAGCAGAAAAGUUAUUAAACUUGAUCAAUUAGCAAAGGUAAAAGAUUAAUAAAGUAAAGAAAUAAUUUAAAGCAGCACCCAUAGCAAAAACUAUAAAAAUGAAGUGCAAUAAAUAAAUAGCUCAAACAAUAGAGAAUAUACUAAUAAACCAAGCUCUUAGAAUAAUAUUUAAAGAAAUAAUCAAUUUAAGAGCAUAAGUAUCUAGCAAAAUUAAUAAAUUGAUGAUUUAAACUAUUAAAUUUAGAGAGCAGAUAAUAAAAGUAGAGAUUAUAAACAAAUUGAAGAAAAGAGUAAUUAAAACAAAUUCAAACAAAUAUGCUAAUACUGCUGCUUUUCGAAUGAGAAAGGUGAUCAAGUUGAUUAUCCCUAAAACUGUGUUUGCCUUUCAAAGUUAAAUUUAACUAAAAAAAACCAACUGCUAACUGAAAAAAAGGUGAAUAGUUCGGAGUAAGAAGAAAUCAAUCUUGAUUUCUUAAAGCUCAGAAAUUCUUAGUCUUAUUUUCCUUAAUUCAAUUCCGAAUAUCCAUAAAAGCAAAGUGGUGCUAAUUAAAAACAAUAGCAAAAUAUCUCCUAAGAAAGCAAAAAUAAAAGAUAAUUUUUUUCUUUAGAAAAAAUAGGGAGUAAAAACGACUAAUACAUAAAAAAAUUAGAACUCUUUGAAGAAAAGCUUUAAAGCCUUAAAAAUGAAGAAAUUUAGGCAAAGCAAAAGACUUUGAUGGAGUAAUUCGAGAGAUAGUUUUAAAAAAAGUCUCCUGUGAAUAAUUAUCUCAACUUUAAGAAAUAAAUUCACAAGAGCAAGGAUUUAUAUGAUAAUUCAGAUAAAAACUCCUAAAAGGGCACUAUUUUACAAAGUUAAUUAGAUGGAGUUAGGCAAUAAGAAAUACACAAAAGACUCUAAUUGGUUGGUGAAGAUGAAGUUAACGAGUCUGAAGAUGGAAAUUAUGCUAGUAAAAGCUCAUAAACAAAAAAAUUGCAGUCUACUCCAUAAUCUCCGUUUCAAAGUUUUAGAAAUAAAAAUAAUACAAAUUAAAAACAUCCAAAUUAGAUUAUUUCUACUACUUUAAAAAAAAUUCUUUAAUAAUAAAGAGAAAUUGAUGAAUAUGAAACAAAACCAAUGAUCGAUUAUGCCGAAAUAGAGUAAACUCUUAACAAAAGAUAAAGUAAACUUGAUUCACCAUUAUCUAGUCCAAAAUAAAACAAAUAAAGUUAAUUUUCAUCAAGCAAAGACUCCUUUUACAACAAUUCCUAAGAUUUUGUAGUAGAUUUUAGCAGAAAUAACUCAGUCAAUUCUCCAAAAUCUGUGUACAGCAGUUAAUCUCCCAUAGCUAAAAUUGAAAACUUUUCUUUAAACAUGUAAAUUAGCCAAAUACAAUCAGAUGCAAGGAUAAGAUCAUUUAGCUAAAAAGUUAAUAGCAAUUAAACAAAUGAACAAGCGUAGAGAUUAGAUUUAGUAAGCAAAUACUCUGACUAAAAAGCACCUGAUUCAAAAUAUAUUAAAAGUAAGUUUUAAGAGACUAAAGAAUUUAUGACACCUUAAAAUAAGUCAUAAAUAAAUAACACUAUUUGGGGUUUGAACUCUCCUUAAAAUACACCAGAUUAAAUUGAAAAUCUCAAUUAGGCAACUGGAAAGUUUUUUAAUAGCAAUGAAGAAUUAUUUAACAAAAUAGGAAGUGACGGAAAAAGACUUUAUAUUCCAUCUAGAAUUAGAGGAAUUAGUGAAAUUUUUAAAAAGUAAAGCGAACAACAACUAUAAUUAAAUUCUGAUUCAAGAGAUCAUUCUAUUUCUUUUAAGACAGGCUCUUUUGAAUAAUAAGAUCCAGCUAAAAAUCAUGUGCAGAAUAUUGCUGGCUUUUAAUCUUAAGAAAAUUCUCUCUCAAUUUUUAGUCGACUUGAUGACAUUAAAAAAGAAAGAAAGAUAGAAUCCUCUACUCCAACAAAUAAAGCUAAUAAUUAUUAAAGAGCAGAUUCUUUUUCUUCAUAAAAUAAGCAGUAAAAUGCUCAAAGAGAAAGCUUAAAAAACUCUAUCUAUGAUGAAAUAGUUAAAAAGAGAAAAGAAAGAACUAUUUAACAUUAAGAACUGCAAAUAAAAAACAAGUAGCAGAUGAUAGAAGCUUUUGAUCAGAAAAUGAGGGAACAGUAAAAAUUAGAAAUAAACAGCAAGUUAGCCAAAUUGAGAUUGAAACAUUAAGGCUCUAUUUAGCUUCAUUAGUAAAAAUUAACUAAUCAAAACUCUGGUCAAGAUAGGGAGAGUGACUUAGCCUCUUUGCAUUAAAUUGAAGGAUUAAUAAAGAACGAAUCAUAAAUUUUUGGUGUAAAAGAUAAUCAGAUAAAAUCAUCUGAAAGUAUCUCAUUAAAUUAGAUUACCUUGAAUAACAGAGAUAGUGAUUAGCUAAAUUGCGAAAAUAUUAAAAAAGAUGAAGAAACUUAAAAUGAGUAGAGGCACGCUGAGAAGUAGCAUAUAGACUAGAAAGAAAAACCAUAAGAUUGCUAAUCAGAAUAAAAAAUAUCAAGAAUUUUAUCAAAAAGAAACAAUAUUCAGAUUUCAAUUAAUACCUAGAAUUUCAAGGAGGCAGAAUAAGAUUCUUAAAGUGAUUUAAGCAAAAGUAGAUAAGAAAAUGAGAAAUAAAGUCACUCACCUCUUCCUUAAAUACAUAUGAUGAUUAAUAAUGAUAUGAUGGUCAGUUCUUUAAAUUAAAAGAGUCCAUCUCGUCUUUCUAUGAUUGGAUCGAGAAGAGUUUCUAUAUUUUAAAAUAUAACUUAAAAGGAGUUAGAAAAAUAGCAAAAGUGUUUAAAAACUCUUUACGAUGAUACAAAUAAAAUAGUACAGCAAUUUAUUGAUAAAAUUUACUGUGGUGAAUAAGAAAUCAAUGAUGAUGAGGAUGAGGAAGAAAAGAACACAGGCUAAACUCAACAAAUAAAUUACUAUUCAAGUAUAAACAAAAAAUAUAUAAAAGAAUCAUAAACUAAAUAUGAUAUCAUUUAGCAGUACACUAAAAAGUUAAGAAAAAUAUUUAAAAGAGAAAUUAUUUAUGCAUCAGAAUUGUAAAACAUCCUCAAAAGCUAUUUCGAAACAUGUUUUAUUGAAAAUUGUGUACCAAAAAGUGAGAUUUUUGUUUAAUUCAAGCUUCAGAAAAAAACUCUUGAAAUCAUUUUUUCAGUUUUUAUGUUCAUUCUGGAAGAUAAUGAGUAUCCUAUUGAUGUGAUUGCCUAAGCAGAAAUAAAUUUGAAAAAGAAUUAUAAGUUAAUAGCAUUUUUGCCUGCUCUGCAUGACGAGUUAGGGGGAUCUAACUAUAUGAACAAAAUUAAUUUAUAAUACUCUGCAGUGCUGAUGAAGAGAUUGCUGGAUUUGUAUAAAAAUGUAGAAUAAGACAAUUUUCCGAAUUAAAACACAACAAAUUAGGAUAUUGAUCCUUCUACCAAUAACAUUAAAUCAAAGCAAGAAAUAAACCUAACUACUAACUAGUAGCCACCUAUGACUAUAAACAUUUAUCCCAGCGAAUAAUAAAAUAACAAAAAAAUAGCUUAUUCUAUAAUUGAAUCAAAUAUAGAAGAACACUUUGAGCAAGUAUUUCUGAGAACAAGCAUGAAAAGGAUCAGUGCAAUGAAUUUAGAAAGCUAAAAUAUAUUUUCAAAUAAUUCUGAGGCAGCUAUCGAAUCAUAGCAGGAUAAGAACAUAAAGUACAAGUAUACAACAGAGCAGAUAGAAUGCCUCCAUUAAUAGAUAUUGAAUCUUUUAAGGUUUAUUUAUCACAAUAAUAGCUAUUCUUAGUUGGAUAUGAGCAAUAUGGUUGAUAAGUCGAGUAUUAAAGAAAUUUGCAAGGUCUUUGAGGUAAAUUAGAUUUGCUUUUUUGAAAUAAAAGAGUCAAUGUGGAAUACGUUGUAAGAUUUUAAAGUAUAUAUAACAACUAUUCUCAGACUUUAAGAGUAACUUGAAAGAUACAGAUAUAUAAUAACCCUUGUCCCUCUUGUUGAUCACCUUCUGUCUGACUCAUCUCUCUAUGAGUCGAUAACUAGAGAAAUGGAGUGGAGAGUUCAAAGCAACGAUUCAACAGUUCAUGGAAUCUUUGAGAACCAGCAAACUUUCAAGGCAUUCUGCCACACGCUAAUCUCGGAAAUCGUUUUGAAGAUUAAAAGCAGCUACAACUUAGAUAUUUUCUUCAGAUAUCUAAAUUUAAAUGUUUAACAAUUUGAUUUUAUUUCAUCAAUAUUCAUUAAAUCUAUUUCUCAUGUUGGCUUUGAUCAUAGUUUUUGUAAAGAUGCAGAAAUAAAAUUUAAAAAAAUUAAGUAUAAGCUUGAUUUGCAAAUAUCUCCUAUCAAACUGAUAGGUGGCCAAGCUGGCUUAAGAAAAAUUAUUGAUUAAGCCCAUUAAAUGAUUUUAAAUCCAGCAUACGAAAAUGAGUAUACAGAGUAUGUUAAAAAGUUUCCAGAAGACUUACAUAACCUUCUUUACGAAAUUCCACCUAACCAUAUUUCCAGUAAAUAUAAUCGUAGACCUGGACUAAAAUUUUUAGAAUAUAUCAUGCUUUCUCUGUUUUCACACGAAGAUUGUUAUAGUAUUUAAGAUCUAAGAGCAGGAGUGUAAACUUAUAACAUAGCAAAAACUACUCCUAUUCAUUGGAAAUCUCUUUUAGAAUAUUCAAUGAAUAAUCUUAAAUAUUCAUAAUCCACUAUUAAAACUAUCAUUCAAGAAAUUAAUACUUAGCUCUUAAUAGUUUUUAUUGAUUUGAGCGAAUGA
Tetrahymena thermophila SB210 is the source of this 5427-nucleotide messenger RNA. RefSeq lists its product as hypothetical. The transcript has a single exon. NCBI's taxonomy places the organism in Eukaryota, Ciliophora, Oligohymenophorea, Hymenostomatida, Tetrahymenidae. The record is from RefSeq and is a predicted model, not a curated record.